AUGAUGCAGUACAUUAAAGAUGAGGAAGAAUUAAAAACACUUUUGAAAUCUGCCGGCUGCAAACUUGUGGUGGUUGAAUUUUCAGCAAAGUGGUGUGGUCCUUGCAAAAAGAUUUGUCCUCUUGUUCAUGCAAUGUCUCUCCAUUACCAAAAUGUUUUAUUUGCUAAUGUGGAUGUCGACGAUUCUCGGGAUCUGGCCCACAUUUGUAAUGUCAGAGUAAUACCCACAUUUCAGUUUUACAAGCAAUCCAAAAAGGUAAACCUAUUCACGAGAAUCAAAAGAGCAAUUUGCUGCUAUAGAAGUGGAGACGAGAGAAAGCCGUAUUGUGUAGAUGAUAAAAAUGAGUAG
This is a messenger RNA of Pipistrellus nathusii (Nathusius's pipistrelle), 348 nucleotides long. Lineage: Eukaryota; Metazoa; Chordata; Mammalia; Chiroptera; Vespertilionidae. The record is from the annotation of a GenBank genome assembly.